AUGAAUACAAUCAAAUCAGUUACUUCUAACCAUUUGAGUCAAUUAACUUCAGUUAGAUCUGAAAUUAGACAUAUUGAUCCCAAAAAUAAUUUUGGUGAUGUUGAUUUAUUAGCUCAAAUUGGAUAUAAACAAGAAUUAAAAAGACAUUAUAGUACAUUACAAGUUUUUGGUAUUGCUUUUUCUAUUAUGGGAUUAUUGCCAAGGUAAGUUCUAAGAUCUAAUUUCAAAUUUACGAAUCAUACUAACGAUUUUAGUAUUUCAAGUACGAUCAACACUGGUCUUGAAGCUGGCAGGUAUGUAGUAUUAGAACACUAUAAUUUGUUGAUUUACUAACUAUUUUAGUGCUGGUUUAGUAUGGGGCUGGUUUUUGGCAUGUAUCUUCAUUUUCAGUACCGGAACUUCAUUAUCUUUUUUAGGAAGUUCAAUGCCUACAAGUGUACGUAUGAAAUAAUAACUAUAUUAUAGACGCUACUAACAUUUCAGGGUGGUCUUUAUUAUUAUACAAAUUAUUAUUCUCCACAAUGUAUUCGAGUUCCAUUAAGUUUCAUGGUUGGAUGUUCAAAUUCUCUAGGUCUAAUUGGUGGUAGUUGUGCAAUUACAUACGGAUUAAGUACUGAAAUUCUAUCAGCUGUUUCGAUUGCUCGUGAUGGUAAUUUUGAUAUUACACCAGCUAGAUGUUAUGGUAUAUACGUUGGUGCUUUUGUUUUAAAUAUGAUUAUUGCUUCAUUAACAACUAAACAUUGUGCAAAAUUACAAUCCAUAAGUAUUGUAGUAAAUGUUGUUUUAGUAUUGAUUUUUAUUAUUGCUGUUCCUAUUGGUGUUUCUAAACAUCAUAAUUUUAAUUCAGGUUCUUAUAUAUUUACAAAAUUUGAAAAUCUGAGAAAUUAUUCAAUGUCUUGGUCAUUUGCUUUAUCAUGGAUGCCGGCAAUCUGGACAAGUAAGUAAAAAGAAAACUAUAUAUUGAGUCUACUAACUUUUUUAGUCGGUUCAUUUGAUUCUCCAAUUCAUUGUUCAGAAGAAGCUAAAAAUGCACAAAAAAGUAUUCCAGUAGGUAUAUUAGGUUCAAUUGGUGCUUGUUGGGUACUUGGUUGGAUUGUAGUUAUUGUAUGUGCUUUAUGUAUUAAAAACGGAAAUGUUGAAGCUGUUUUGGCUAGUAAUUCUGGAAAUGCAUUAGCUCAAAUUUGUGCAGAUAGUUUAGGUAAAGGAUUUGCUGUUGCAAUGAUGUCAUUAAUUGCAUUUGGACAAUUUCUUAUGGCUAUUUCUAUAAUGAUUGCCCUCUCAAGACAAGUUUGGUCGUUUGCAAGAGAUGAUGGAUUACCAUUGGUUUCAAAUAUAGUUAAAUAUGUAAAUCCCAAAGUUCAAGUUCCAAUUAAUGCAACAUUUUUCAGUGGUAUAUUAGGUAUUAUAUUAGGAUUACUUGUUCUAAUUGGUCCAGCUGGUCUGGGAGCUUUAUUUUCGUUGGGUAUAGCUAGCAAUACAAUGAGUUUUUUAAUUCCAAUAAUCGCUUCCAUGACUUCUGGAAGGAAAAGAUUUGUUAAUGGUCCAUUUUGGUUGGGUAAAUAUUCAUGGAUUAUUAAUUUUGUUACUGUUUGUUGGUUAAGUUAUACAAUUGUAUUAUGUAUGUUUCCAGAUAAUGUACCAGUAACUAGAGAAUCAAUGAAUUAUACAGCGGUUAUCAACCCAGCAGUAUGGAUUAUAUCAUUGAUAUAUUAUUAUGUUUGGGGUUAUAAAUCAUAUACUGGUCCUAAAUCUAACUUAGAUGAUUUAGAAGGUGUAAGCGUAUAUAAUGUAGAUGAAGUUUUAGACAAUAAAUAUUGA
Insectozyma verbasci is the source of this 1818-nucleotide messenger RNA. The record is from the annotation of a GenBank genome assembly. NCBI's taxonomy places the organism in Eukaryota, Fungi, Ascomycota, Pichiomycetes, Serinales, Debaryomycetaceae.